AUGACAUCCCAUGACAUUCUGGCUGAAAUGGCUGCAGCAAUUUCAGGAUCACAGCGGCUUUAUUUAUCUCCUUAUCUCUUGGAAGUGUUUCUAGCCAUGACGCUUGCACUGCAGACCACGCAAUUCGAGGCCAAGCUGAAGAAGGCCAUGGAGCAGGUGAAACUCAUCUUGGACUCCGAAAAAUGCGCGCAACUGCCCUCAGCGGAGCAUCAUAGCUACGACGACAAGUUCAGCUUAGUUGAACGCUUCACUCAUUUGACAUUGGCAUCGCAAGUGAACUCUUUAGGCUUCUUGGGCCUUGACAAGGAGAAGCUGAGACAAGCGAAGACCUGGGCAGAAACUUCGCAGGUGUCCAUUCGCUUCAGGGCUGAAGAAAGAUGUAGCUUCCUGCGCGAGGUGCAUCUCGCUACAUCUCUUAGAUCCCUGGCAGCCCAGAAGACGCGGCAAGUGGAAGAUCCCACCAAGCACGUGAGCGAGAUUUCCAUGGGCGGCGUGUCUUUAGGCCUCACCAGCAAGACUGUGACGAAAGUCACCGAGUUCUUCUGGAAGUUUGAGGUGGCUUAUCAGCUUGAAGUGUUCCGUGGCGUGGGCUCCGAAUCAUCUGACCGCAUGGUGCUACAGAGCAACAACUGCAACACAGAGUUGAAGACAACUAGCAAGGUCACUCCCCAGCCGGAGGUGAAGGUGCCCUCCACCCUGCAGGAAGCAAACAUCACCUUCCUCUUGAGACAUACCGACCUUGGCGACCUUUCCACUCCGGUCUUCAAGGUGGACCGUGUGUCCAAGACGACCAAGACGCCACGGCGCAAUGCAGAAGUGGAUGCGGCCAUGGCAUAUGUUGGUGGCCUUGGGAGAUUUAUGAGAAACACAGUCAGAUAUUUGAACGACCUUGCUGCUCGUGACGGGGAGCCAAGCACUGCCAACCUCUCAACGGAAGCUGUCCUGGUUCCCGCCUUACCUCUCUUCGUCUCCGGAACUUCAACGAGCGCCCCUGCAGUCACUGACGGGACAGCGACCUUGGCGCUCGUGGAUGUGGGCCAGGAAGAAUCCGGCUGCCCAGUGAUUUCAGCUGUCGAUAGCAAUCGCUUGUUGGCUGAAGAGAUGCGCAACCUUCAAGCCAAGCAGCAGGACCUCGCACAGGAACUGGGCAGCCGCAGUGGUGUUUUCGCACUGCCCGAAGCGGUUCUGGUGGUGCUGCUUCAGCAUGGUAUUGAUGUGACACAGCAGUGGGCCGAAAGCAUGAACUACGUGGAGGCCAUGCUGCGACAGCAGCUGGUGGCAGCCAUUGGAAAGGAGGUCACCGUGGCGGACUUCGCGGCCUACAUGCGCUUUCACUACCGGAAGGUCUUCCAGGACGCCUAUCUGCCAGCGCCCUUCAGUUUCGCAGUGCGACGCUCGGAACUCCAUUCGCCGGAAGGCACCCUGAGCAUCGAAGAAGAGGCGACAGGUGGCUCCACACCCAGCCAACCCGUCUGCAGCAUGUCCUCCGUUGGACACGCGCAGAGUGUGACUUUCGACCUCAAUGCCUCCACCACGGUGUCCUUUAGUGGCGAUGUUCAUCUCCAUGCUUGGCUAGCGCAUCAGUUCUCAGGUCAAAGCGGAUCCAGUCUGGCUUUGGUGUCACGCGCGCGGCAAUUUAGCAGCUACAUCGUCAUGGUGGGUCGCAUCGUUUCAGCGACACAGUUCGAUCCCACCUAUGCCAUCCUGGUGCAGAACAAGGAUGAGCUUGGGAUUCCUUUGGACUUGUCCACCAUCCCUACAUCCAAAGAGUUUAAAGACGCCAUCGAGUCCCUCUCCCCAGAGCAGCAGGCCUUUGCCAAGGCCUUCCGGGCCAUGCAGCUGGAAAGCACGCUCUUCGGUGUCGUGGUGGUGCAGGUGAAACCUCAACUGGAAGAGUUGCUGAAGCUGCCGGAAGAUAGCCUGACCAAGGAGAUCAAGCUGACGCAGGACUUGAUGCAGUUGUUCAUCAAAUACCAGAUUCCCAGCGAUCUGCUGUCCUUCUCGGAGGAUCUGCUGCAACCCGGCGAGGCAGCGACGGCGGCGAAGAAGUUGGAGAUCGUCAAGGGACAAGUGGCGCAGAUGAAUGGAAUGAUCGCACGUGAAAAGCAAGAGGAACUGGAAGAGCGGCGGAAAGAAGAAGAGUUCAAGCGCAUGGAGCAGAUCCGUCGUAUGGAAGAAGAACGCUGCAGAAAGGAAGCGGAAGAGGUGAAGAUUAUGCAGCUGGAAGAGAGGUGCAUGAUGCUGUCCGAUCAGGCGGUGUGCCUCCAAAGCGCACCCAAGAGGUCCGGUGGCAUGAUGGGUGGCAUGAUGCGUGGCAUGGCCAGCGCCUUCGGCGGUGCUUCCGCGGAGCGCUGCGCAGCAUCGCCGGCGCCGGGAGGGGCGAUGCCGCGCAGCGCGCCAAUGCCCAGUGUGGCGGCGACCGCGGCACCUCCCGUGGCUACCACCCCAACCAUUGGAAAGGGCCGCGGCAAGGGUGGCGCCCCCAACGCCUGUCCGAAGCCGACCGUCCCGUCCAGCGCCACAGCGCCAGCAGCCAUGGCACCGGUGGCACCGGUUGGGCGUGGCAUGGAAGAUACGGAGGAAAUGUCCACUGCCAGGGACUAUACUCAGGUGCCCAAGCAGAUGGAUGAGCAGUUCGAAAAACUGGAUCCCACCAGUUCUUUGAGGCCCACCAUCAUCAGCUGUGGCAAGUCAUGGGCGAAGCGAUCCCAGCCGUCAUUGCUCAGCGCCAAGAAGACGGAGAAAUUGGAGACGGAUCAGCAGAAGAAGGAGAAAGAUGCCGCCUUCGAUCUCUUAGAUGCUAUCACCAAGUCGGGCGCGUUGCCUUUGAGCCACGCCACGCUGCACAUCGUGGUGGCGGCCACGCAUUGCUUCGACAAGACGGUGACGGAAACCGUGAUCCAGGAGAAUCUGAAUCCGAUUGAACGAGUGGAGUGUUCCAGUCUCAUCAUGGCUUCCACGGUCCACCAGCAGCCUGUGGCAGCAAUGAUCAAGGACUCCUGUCGAGCUCGCAUUAAGUUGGCUUCCCCGCAACUGAUGGAUGAUGUUUUGAAGGUGCAGGAUGAACAGCUGCGGCUUGAUCGACCAGUUCCCCCCCUGCAGUGGGGCUGUGCUGCGGAUUUGGAAGCCCCUUUCAUGUUUCAUUCCUUGAGCUAUGAGCCAUUGUACAGUCGUGCUCAGCGUCCUCCAGUGCUGGAAUGCCCACAUUUCACAUCCGGCCGCGCGCAGGGCUGGAAGGGCAUUUGGACGUCUAGCCGGCAUCUAGCCGGCAUCGAGCCCGAGUGCUGGCUUGGUGGGAAUGGCGCGGAUGCGGUGUUGGACGAAAAAGUGGGCCGCCAUUUAGGUUCCAUGGUUGGAGACCAAGGUAGUGCGAAACUCAUGGAAAAGAUCACGGAGGAUAUUGGUGCACAGGCCGAGCAAAAGGCUGCAGAGAAAGCGACCAAACCUCGCACCAACGAGGCGCGGCGUUGCCGGGAAGAAGGUGAAACCAUCUUCCGAAAUCAAAAAACCGGCGAAACAGCCACAGAGCUGCCAGAAAGCGCCAAAGAGGCAUGGCAGGCUGCCUCCCCCACCGUGCCAGCUGGUGCAAUCCCGCCCUGGGCCAAGGUAGGGCCGAAGCCAUCGGCUCCCCCAGCAGAUUACGGAGCUGUGGAAUUGGGAGCGAAGGAUGAAGGCUCUAACGGCAUUGCGACAGAGGAAGACCGCGCGAAGCAGAGAGGAAAGCCGUCGUGGAAAGAUCUUCCGCCCUUGAUGUUUCCAUGGUUCCUCUUUGGCAUGGUGCUGAUCUCCACCUCCCUAGUGCAAGGCCAGGCGCUGUGCUUUCUCUCCGUCAGCGCCUCGUUGCUGCUGUCCUGUGGCUUCCUCUUGUAUUCUCGGGCUCCACCGUGGAAAGUCUUGGCCUUCGUUUGCCUUGGAAUUACCUUAGUUGGUUGGGCCAUGGGGCUCUACGAUGAGGCCAAGUACCUCUACCCCUUCCAUUUCUACGAUCGCAGCCCAAGUUAUUUGAGCGUCGAUCCCAACUCCAAACCGGGCUCGGUGGCAGAUGCAGGUUUCCUGCAGUUUCAGGAUGGCACACAUGUGGACAGCACCAGAGGAGUUGGCUUUGUCUCUGGCUCUUUGUGGUGUGCUGCACCCGUGGUGAUGAAUGAGACUGUGACUUCAGCUGCUUACUGGGCCGUGGGCAAGGACUGCUGCCGAGAACGGGCUUGGUUCAACUGCGGCAAUGCCAUGAAUCAUAGUGUGCGCAGUGGGGUCGUGAUUCGCGAUGCAAGUCCCAUGUUGAAAGGUGAGCUGCCUCAGUACGAGCAGGCGGCCCGGAUGGCCGCGGAGACCUAUGGCAUCAACGUCCCGGAAAAUCCGGUCUUCAUCCGUUGGAACGACACGCCGGAGGCGAAUCGGAUGUGGUAUUGGAACAAUGCGGUGAGUUUCGUGGUGUAUUCGCUGCUGGUCUUUUCGUUGUUGGCGCCCAUCUUUCUCAGCUUGCUGAUUUGCACCGGUGCCUCGCUCUUCGGCAUGGAGGCGAGCGCUCAGUUUCAUCCAGAGAAGCUGGAUCUCAUCAGUUUCAGCUUCGAUUGGACGCCCCGGGCGUACCCUGGAUACUUGCGGCAGGACCUGCUGAACAGCCGAAGCUUCUGGACCGGAGAAGUCAUCAAAGACUACAUCUUUCAUGUCCGGUGUUGCGGUGCUCGGGGUCGAGUUGUGAAGCAGGCAAAAGUGUAUGGCCGACCGACCCUGGAAGAUUUUUCGGAUGAUGGACAUCCGGGCAGCCACGAAAACUUCGUGCAGCUUCCGGCCUCCUUCGAGGUGGAUGACACGGCAGCGCUGCACGAGCCGCCGGUGAUCAGCGCGCCGCUCUGGUUCUUGCAAUGCCCCGAGGAGCGGACCUUGCAGCGUGUAUCAAAGGUCAUGCUGUCGAUCUACGUCAACGGCAUGCGCAUUCGCUACCUGCAGGACGACCGCCCCGAACGGUCCCUGGCCUGGUCACCCUUCGCGGUGGUACAGGCGUGUCGCUUUUUUCGGACCGAGACGGACGAUGACUUGUCGCAGCUGCGGCUGUUCAAAGUGGCAGAUUUCCACCACGGCGUUUCGUGCCUCUUUGCGGUGUCCUCCUCCAAUAAGGAGGAGGCCUUGAGGCAACGUGCCAAGUGGGUGGCGGCAACGGCCUGCGCCAUACGCUUGUUGACCUUGUCCAUUUUUCCGGCCUUCAAAAUCGUCACCCGCCCCACGGUCAAUGCACCGGAUUGGACUUCGACGCGGCUGCUGGCUGGUCACUUGUUACUCUUUGACAAGAAAGGUGUCACGCCCUGCUUCGCCGAGCUACAUGCGCCGCUGGCGGAGAAGACGGUGCUUCAGUGCUAUGAAGACGAGAGCUGCAAGGCGCUGCUGAUGCGGCUACGCAUCGAUGCGGUGACCACCGUCACGGAACGCAUGGGUGUGGACUGCAGUUGCUUCACUCUCAACGACCAUCACUUCGCGGCCCGAAGUGUGGCAGAGAAAGUGCUUUGGCUGCGUGCCAUCAGCAAUGUCAAGGUGAAGUUGCGACAUGCGAUGAUGCCAACCAGUGAGCUGGAACUGAGAUACUACCGCAUUGCCGUGGAUGAGCAGAUCUCCAAGUUGCCACAGACGAAGCUGCCCCUGGUGCUGCUGAAAGGCAUGCCGUUCCUUAAACGUCGCGCCCAAAGUUUUUGGCCGGUCUCUGACCCCGCCCUGCCGCUGUCCCCGGACUCGGGUGCCCCUUCCACCGGCCAUGGCGAAGUCGACGCUGAUGUGGCGAUCCCAACGGCCGAAAUCUCGAAGCGAAACGUCUUCGUGUGA
Messenger RNA from Cladocopium goreaui, 5814 nucleotides. NCBI's taxonomy places the organism in Eukaryota, Dinophyceae, Suessiales, Symbiodiniaceae. The record is from the annotation of a GenBank genome assembly.